This is a messenger RNA of Portunus trituberculatus (swimming crab), 1497 nucleotides long. RefSeq names its product protein hunchback-like. The transcript is spliced from 6 exons. The record is from RefSeq and is a predicted model, not a curated record. NCBI's taxonomy places the organism in Eukaryota, Metazoa, Arthropoda, Malacostraca, Decapoda, Portunidae. The coding region runs from base 567 to 1280 and encodes 237 amino acids.
UCUCAUUGUUGUAUCGUAAUUUCUUCAAUAGAUCUAUUUUGAAAGUGAGUUGCCCAAGAGAGAGGGAGUGGAACGGCGGAGCUCAGGAAUGUAAACAAUGCUUUUCUCGAAUACUGAUUGGUCGAGAGGGCGUGGCCAAGCUCCGGUGAUAUACUUUCCUGCGCGUUGAUUGGCUGACGCGGGGAACGUUGGCCAGCCUUCACCAGUGACGUGACUCUCCGCUAGUCCCGUCCUCAGUGUGCACGUGAGGGUGCUCGGGAAGGGAGGUUAAUCGCGCUCGUCUCCAAAACAUGACUCGUAACUGGAAAACUGGAAUACUAUGAACUCAGCACCACCAGACACGUGUAAAGUGGAUCAGUGCUAUACGUGACUUACAAACGGUUGGAUUUAACCUCAAAGUACUUAAGUGUCGAAGGAUAUACUGGUAAUUGGGUAGUUUACUGGUGUUGUGAAGUGACAGUACUGUGUCGGUUGGUGUUGUGUGAGCUACUUGUGAUGCCCCGAGUGAUGCAGUGACCGGUGCCGUGGAGUGCCUGGCCCCCGACGCCCCCCAGGAGGGCCUCAGGAUGCUCAAGUGGACCCUGCGGAACCCCCCGGACGCGCCCACACCCCCGCCCCCCGAGGUGACCUUCAGGGCGCACGACAGCGAAGGACGUGUUAACCUAAAGGAUUCCAACACGUGUUGGCUUGAGACUCAGGUGAAAGUGGCGCAGGUACGCUCUACAUCCAAGGUGGUAGAAAACGGAGAGGGGGAGAAUGGAAAAGAAAAUGAGGGACUCUUACAAAAGUGGAGGUCUGCUCACCACCACCACCAUCACCACCACCACCACCAUGAGGAGAAGAAGAGGAGGAGGAAACAACACAAACAUACCAGAUGCAACCCUCUGGACCCCCUGCGGCUGUUCACGGGGGAGGUGACGGAUAGUGACAGCGGCAGUGUGUACAUGAGACUAGAACACACCCCUGCCGCCCUGCUCCCCCGCCCCCCGGUCACCACCACCACAGGGCCCGCAGACCCCCGUAGAAAGCCCCUUAUUGAUCUCUCUAACGGGGACUACAGUGAUGUCAGAAAGUAUUUGCAGUCCCUCUCCACCUCUCUCUCCACCCCCACCACCAGCACCACCACCACCACCACCACCACCAACGCUUCUAUCAUCUUCACCCGCACCAGCACCCCCACCAGCACCAGCACCCCCACCAGCUCCCCCCCUACCUGCAGCCCUUCGCCAGGAGCACCAAAGGGAACGUUCAGCGAGGUCCAGGGCCGGGUUCCCUCGUAAGGCCUGAUCCCCUCGGCGCCUCGGCCUCCAAACUGCAGGAAGAACAUCGCUCCCGCGCCCUCGCCACCUCCAGAACGCGAUCUCGCUCCUCGUCCGUGUCCCGUGUUCGCCCUACCGGCCCUUCUAGUCAUCCCGGGGUUGCGACGGAAGGUGAGGAGCGCGGCGCGGGGGCGGGCGUGCCCUCACCCCUCAAGCGACACUCCAUCGCUGACAUCCC